AUGUCUUACUACUUCAUUUUCAGUGUAAUUUGUCUUUUGUUCGCUCGCGGUGGCUUUACCGCUGCCGUAGGAUAUCCUUCGGGACCUGUGGACUUGAAAGCCGCUCUCAGUAAGCCAAGCAUGGGAUGGACUUCACCGAAUAUACUCUCCUUUCCUGGCCAACAAAGCUUCAUCAACGCAACUGAAAGGUGGACCGUUUUUGAUCCGCCAACCUAUUCAGCUUCUGUUACCGUGCGGAAUGAGGCAGAUGUUGUAAAGGCUGUCAAAAUAGCAAGGGAUCUCAAGAUUCCAUUUCUAGCUACAGGAGGUCGUCAUGGAUACGGAACAACGCUAGGAAAUCUAAAAAAUGGCAUUUCGAUUGAUCUCAGCCUUCUAAAAACUGUUACAAUCGAUAAACAUGCUUCAACUAUGACAAUCGGGGGUGGUGUUCGAUUUCGAGACAUGGUUGAUCCCUUGUUUGCAGCUGGUUUCCAGAUACAAACCGGAACAUGCUCCUGUCCUGGGAUGGUUGGAGUGACUAUCGGAGCUGGAAUCGGUCGUCUUCAGGGACUCUACGGCCUACUAAGCGAUGCUCUUAUCUCUGCAACAGUCGUAACUGCUUCUGGCAAGGUGCUACAAGUGUCCGAAACUUCUAAUUCAGACUUGUUCUGGGGAAUUCGAGGAGCUGGUGCCAACUUCGGCGUCAUUACUUCUGCAACAUACAAGGUCCAACCAAUCAUCAACAAUGGUAUAUUUACCAGCAUCGACAUGGUUUUCACCGCUGCCCAGAAUGUAUCUUAUUUCAAUACUCUAGCUUCGAUGGUCAAUGGGAAUGGAACCUUUCCCGCAAAGUUAGCCGCAAUUACCAAUGUUCUUUAUAACACAACUAGCAACCAAACGGAAAUUAUAACCAACUGGGCAUACGCCGGUCCCCGAGAAGAAGCGCUUCGUGUGAUGGCUCCUAUUCUAGCUGUACAGCCAGUGUUCACGAACCUCACUGACGUUUCCUGGAAAAAUCUCAACACUGAAACGAGCUUUGGUUUCGAUGCUAUUAUCUGCGAACCUCUCGGUAUCAGAAGCAUCUAUAGCGCUGCCCUUCGUACCGUAUCUUCAAAUACCGCAAUAUCAGUCUUUGCGAAAUUGGUAGACUUUUAUGCAAAGUACCCAGAGGGCCGCGGUAAUACUAUAUCCCUCGAGAGCUUCCCGCCCCAGAAAGUGAGGGAAAUACCUGAUAGCACAUCAGCUUAUCCUUGGAGACAAACCAUAACCUACCUACUUAUAGAACUUUCUUGGGAAGCAGGAAGCAGCGUCGGGGAUGCAUCAAAUGCUCUAGGACUCGAGCUCCGCAAAGACUUCGCUGCUACUUCUGGAUACCCUGAUCUGACCGUGUAUGUCAAUUAUGCACACGGAGAUGAGAAACUCGAGCAGAUUUACAGUGCUGAGAAAUUGCCACGUCUGGCAGCACUUAAGAAAACCUGGGAUCCAGAGAAUCUUUUCGCGUUUAACAACCCAUUACCAACACAUUACCCUUAG
This is a messenger RNA of Lachnellula hyalina, 1512 nucleotides long. RefSeq names its product FAD-linked oxidoreductase. Lineage: Eukaryota; Fungi; Ascomycota; Leotiomycetes; Helotiales; Lachnaceae. Gene Ontology annotation, molecular function: FAD binding; oxidoreductase activity. The transcript has 5 exons. The coding region runs from base 1 to 1512 and encodes 503 amino acids. The record is from RefSeq and is a predicted model, not a curated record.